Messenger RNA from Xenopus laevis (African clawed frog), 5405 nucleotides. It is a transcript of the gene msln.L, whose product is annotated as mesothelin L homeolog. Gene Ontology annotation, cellular component: membrane; cell surface. Bases 66 to 5093 code for a protein of 1675 amino acids. Lineage: Eukaryota; Metazoa; Chordata; Amphibia; Anura; Pipidae. The transcript is spliced from 41 exons. Gene Ontology annotation, biological process: cell-matrix adhesion. The record is from RefSeq and is a predicted model, not a curated record.
AGCAGCACUUUUACUACUGAAGGGCUGACAGCUGCUACAGACAGGCUGAUUGUCCUGACCUCAAUAUGGGGGUUCCGCUGAAAAGUGCCCUGAUUCUGACAAGCCUUCUGGUUAUUGUGUCUGCCGCUGUCAACAACACUUGCCCCCCCAGCUCUGUUAAUGAAACAGUGCUGUGUUCCAACGUCAACAGAACAAUUUCAAACGUUGCAGACGUUUGCCGAUGGACGUUCAAAGAGUAUGCCUGUACACCAGCGGCCAAUUUUAGUAACUUUACCCCUGAUCUCCUGCUGAAUAUGACUGCCUGUUCCAACAACAGUGCAAUGAUCAACGACAGUCUGUAUUCCAUCUUGUUUUUCUCAAAGCUGAGCAACAACAACUCAGUGGCCAUGCUCUCCAACCUCACUGGGCAGUUUGGGAAUGUAAGCCGAGAAUGGAAGUAUUUCUUCUUGGCAGGGAUCUGGCCCACUAUUAUACAGAACUUAAACAGCAGCGGCCCUGCUAAUGGACCCCCUCCUCAGUUGAUCCCAAAACAUGUUUGGCCGUUCCUGCCUUAUCUUAAUGCACCAAUGAUGCAGUGUCUGGUGGACAAGAAAGCGCCAUGUGAAAACAUCCAGGAAUUGGUGAAGAAUAUUGGUAUGGAAGACCCUGGUAUGACUAUCACCAAUGGGAAAGAGCUGUUUCCAAUCCUCAAGUCGUUGUUAAAUGUCCGUCAGAAUUCUUCAGGUAAUGCCUGUUCAAAGAACGUCAACUCCAGUAACUGGCUGGCAAACAACUUUGGGCAAUUUGCUCAGUUUGCGGACUACAAAGACUUUACUGAACUUAACCCUAACUUCACGGCUUUGGACGCAUUGACUAGCCUGACACUGCCGCAGCUGGCAACCUUCAGCCUGCAGCCAAAUGCAGCAAUUGAUGCUAAUGCCACUGGCCAGAUUAUGGGAGUACUGAAAAAUUCUACUGACCUCCAAAGCUUCCUAAAUAACUUCAAUUUAGCUGUGAACAACCUAAGCUCAAUUCCGCGCCCUCUAGCCCAGGGUCUGAUCAACAAAACUUUCCAGGUUUUGAUUCCAAACCUCUCAGCCUCCAAGAGCUCUGACUGGGCAGGGGUCUUCCAAGAUAACCUGAAAUUUGUUCUGCCUGAGAUCACAACUGACCAACUUAGGAUCUUACCCUCAAAUUUCUCUUGUGACUCCUUCCAAGCUGUAAUGAAAUCAAUGGACUUGGCCUUCAACCAACUGAAAAAUAUAAAACAAGAGGAUGUUUACAAAGUCGUCAUUCAACCUUAUCUCAAAAACAAUGGUUCAUCCUGCUCACAGAACGUCAAUACCAGCACCUGGGUCAUGCAGAACCUUGGGAAAUACAUGCAGUUUGCAGAGUACAAGGACUUGGUUGCCUUAAAUGCCAAUUUCAGUGCACUGGAUGUAUUGUCUAGCCUGACAGUUCCGCAGGUAGUGAACUUCAGCCUGGAGUCUGAUGCUGUAAACAACGCUAAUGCUGUGGGACAGAUAAUGGCACUAUUUUCGAACCCGGGAGAUGUCCAAAAUGUCCUGACUACUCUUAACUCAGCAGCUGCUCUAAAAAAUAUGAGCACCAUUCAGCGCCCUCUUGCUCAGGGUCUGAUCAACAAAACUUUCCAGGUUUUGGUCCCAAGUCUCUCGCCUUCCAACAGCUCUGAUUGGGCAGGGCUCUUCCAAGAUAAACUGAAGUUUGUUCUGCCUGAAAUCACAACAGACCAGCUCAAGCUUCUCCCCCAGAAUUUCUCUUGUGACUCCUUCCAAUCUGUAAUCAAAGCAAUGGACUCUUCCUUCAACCAACUGAAAAAUGCGAAACAAGAGGAUGUUUACAAAGUCGUCAUCCAAUCUUAUCUCAAAAAUAAUGGUUCAGUCUGCUCAAAGAAUGUCAACAGCAGCACCUGGAUCAAGUGGAACUUUGGGAAAUAUUCUCAAUUUGCUGAAUACAAGGACUUGGUUACCUUAAAUCCCAAUUUCAAUGGACUGGACGUGUUGUCUUUGCUCACAGUACCACAAGUGGCCAGCUUCAGUUUGGAAUCACCAGCUGGAACUAACCCUAACUCCGUAGGACAAAUUGUGGGAUUACUGCAAAAUACCAACGAUGCCUACAAUUUCUUGGCUCAGAUCAGUUCUGCUGCUGCAUUGAAAAAUAUGACCUCUGUUCCAUCUCCACUAGCUCAGGGGCUACUAAACAAAACCUUCCAGACUCUGGUUCCUCAAAUCAAUAAUUUGACCAGUUCUGACUGGUCAUCGCUUGUCCAUAAUCUGAGCCUUGUUCUGCCUGAAAUCUCUAAAGAUCAACUCAGCCUCAUCCCACAGAACAUCACUUGUGACUCUUUCCAAGUAGUAUUCAAUGGUUUGAACUCCGCUUACAAACAAAUGAAACCAGACAAACAGCAAGCUGCUUAUGGAUCCUUCAUCAAGCCCUAUCUGAAAAAUAAUGCUCAAGCACCAAAAUGCUACAACCAAAGUGAUCCCAACUCUGGAGUCUGGCUUUUGAACAACAUGGGCUACUUCUUGGCACAGUCUAGCCAGACAGAUCUGUUAACAUUUGCAAAUGAAACCAUACUGAAACAGUUUGCCAACAACCCGGCCACUGCCCAGUUUGCCAGCCAGCUCAACUUUGACAAGGACACUGCCAUUUACUUCACCACACUCAUGACCUCAGGUGGAAAUGCCAAUCUAAGCAGCAUCCCGCCUAGUUUCCUCUGCUUCCUGACACCAAAAGCUUUUGGCAAUAUGACUCCCGCUGAUGUUUUAGAAAUCUCCCAGAAAAUCAACAAGGCCUGUGCUAAAAACCAGACCCAAGGAGCUUCGGUCCAAACCACUGAGGAACUACAGGUCUCAAUUUCCCUUGUCAGCAAGCUGAACAACUUUACAGCUGACGCUCUCAAUAACCUGGGCCAAACUGCCGUCGGGCUCUCACAGUCCCAAAUCAGCAGCAUUAAGGACAGUGAUCUCAAGAAUGCCCUGCCCUCUCUCAGCAAUGUCAAUGGCUGGAAUUAUGGACAGUCAAAGUCAAUAAUGAAUAAGCUCCUCAAAUCCGGUUACCAGGUCACAAAUCUAGAAAGCUUGGGCAGCUUGGUGGUUGGGCUUCCAAGCCAGAAGCUUCUAGAUAUGGAUCCAAGUUUGAUUGUUAAUGCAUCCAAAAAUGCUCAGUUUGCAAGCCAGUUGUCCAGUGCUCCUUCUUCUCUGCAGACCAUAUUUGUUGCCAAGAUUCUAUCUGCAGAUCCCAAGCCAGAAAACUUUGUAAAAAUUGUUCCCAACGCCAUGGCCGUACUCAUUCCCAAAUCACGUCUUGUCUUCGUGCCCGUUCUGGAUGACAUUAAUAACAAAGCCUGGGCCCCAGAACAGGCCGCCAUGUUUUUUGAUAGUGUUGUGCCUGCACAAUCCGUCUUAUCCAAUAUUUCUGCCUCGGUUUUGCAAGGGUAUACCUGCGGCUCCAAUAACAUAAUGACUGCUUCCCAAGUCCAGUUGUUGGCCAAGGCUAUGAAGAUAAAAAAUGCCAGCCUGUCAGAAGACCAGUUGAACUGCCUAGCCAAGCCCAUCAUCAAAAUUAGCAGCGAUGCGGACAUGGACAGUUAUCCAAAAGAAAUAUUCCUGUUUGCCAGCCCUCCAAACAAAACGAACGCAACAGCCUGUAAAAAUUUCUAUACCAAUGUCGGUGCGGCAAACAUCAGCGUCCUUUCAGCCGAUUCCAAAAAGCAAAAGAAUUUACUGCCAAAUGCCUUAUCCUGUUUGAAUGUUACAGGGUUUGCCCUCACCAGUGACCAGAUCCAGGUACUUGGACAAUUAGCCUGCGACUUGAAUGGGACAUACAUUGAAAAUUCCGACAGCAGUGUAAUAACCCAGCUGCCCCAGUGCACGGCCUUCACUGAUGACCAAAAAACCUCCAUUAUUAAAGUGAUCGCUCAGGGGAAAUCACCAUAUGGGCAACCAUCCACUUGGUCAAAGUCAACACUGAUAUCUCUUAAGGGAAUCAUGAGCUUUGUUAACAUGGACAUCCUCUCGAAUAUUUCCAGAAAUGUCUUAGUAUCGUGGAUAAAAGAUACCUCUGACCUGAAAAGAAGUCAACUUGCAACUAUUGUGAAGACCUUAUAUCCCAAUAGGGCACGACGAGCAGCUAAUUGCACAAGUGGACAAAUAACAGCAGAUAACAUUAAGGAUAACAGUCUCCCACUGACUUACACUACUGAACAAUUAGAUGCUUGCUUAAAUGACACGGUACUAAAAGAUUUCCUGCAAGACCUCGGCAGCAAGCCUUUCACCAACAGUCAGCUGGGAAUACUAAAGAACCGACUGGACACGAUCUAUCCCGGUGGUUACCCAGAGGAAGUGAUUCCCACACUCGGCGCCAUCGCCAAUGUCUGUUCUGAAGCCGAUGUGGCCAAGUGGAACAUCACCUCUGUCGAUACCCUGGAGAGUUUGCUGAAGAAUGAUCUGUCCAGCAAUUUGGUUAAAGCAGUUAUUGAUAAAUUCAUUUCCGGAAACCCACUGAACACUUCUGCACUGAACGUCAUCGGCAGCCCAUACAUUUGCCUUCUGAAUAGCACCCAGCUGAGCGGCAUCACCCCAAGUGCCAUCGGAGAUGCCAAACCAUUAAACGUCAACCCAUGUAGUCAAACAGUGAAGGACCAGCUGUAUACUAAGGCCAAUACAUCAUUCCAGAGUAUGCUUGCCAACUCAUCUAUAUACUUUAACCUCAAGAAACCAUAUUUAGGCGGGGCACCAGCUACAGAUUUGCAAUACCUCGGCUCCAAAAAUGUUAGCAUGGACAUCGGAACGUUCGUGAAUUUAAAUGUAAACUCAGUGCUGGGUCUAUCAGUCAACGAUGUGAAAGGCCUACUUGGAAGCAACGUGGCUGAUCUAAAGACUCAGGAAAACAACACAGUUGUGAGCACAUGGGUCAAAUCUCAGAGUCAGUCAGCCCUGGACCUACUUAACAUUGGACUCUCUGGAGGAAGAGUUGAUGCUGCGACUACGACAGUGAGCCAGACCACUAAAAAAGUGAGUUCUUCUGCUGUAGCAGUUGUCCUUUCCCAUUCCUUGCUCAUCACUGGUCUGAUCGCCUUCCUCCUCUCCUAAGUUCCAGAACAUCAGAAAUCAUUCAGAACCUCAACUUGUGUUCUAAUAAGCAAAAUGAUGCGACUAAUGAAGAAUUUUACUUAUAAACUCACUGUCCUACCUCUACCAUCCUCUACCAUCUUUUGAAGCCGUUUCUACUAAAAAAAAAACAUGAGAGAAAUGCUUUUUUGACUCCAAAUGUGAUGACCUUUUCCAGAUUCUUGACCCAAUGAUAUAACGCUGUAUGAUUUGCUUCUGAAAAUUCUCUCAACAGUAUCUACCAUCCUAUACCCUGUAGGCAUCAAUAUAUGAAUAAAGAAAGUUAUCCAUAUG